Messenger RNA from Cercospora beticola, 270 nucleotides. It is a transcript of the gene LSM6, whose product is annotated as U4/U6-U5 snRNP complex subunit LSM6. Gene Ontology annotation, cellular component: U4/U6 x U5 tri-snRNP complex; U6 snRNP; P-body. Gene Ontology annotation, molecular function: RNA binding. Gene Ontology annotation, biological process: maturation of SSU-rRNA; mRNA splicing, via spliceosome. Lineage: Eukaryota; Fungi; Ascomycota; Dothideomycetes; Mycosphaerellales; Mycosphaerellaceae. The record is from RefSeq and is a predicted model, not a curated record.
AUGUCGGCCGAACCUGAGAACCCGCCAAAUGGCGAAGCUGAUGCUCGCGAUCCCUCUGGAUUUUUGAGUGAGAUCAUUGGAGCUCCUGUGACUGUGAAGCUCAAUUCGGGAGUCGUCUACAAAGGCGAGCUUCAAUCUGUCGAUGGAUACAUGAACAUUGCUCUCGAGGACACCAAAGAAUUCGUGGAUGGCAAGCUGAGGCGGAAUUACGGUGAUGCUUUUGUGAGAGGCAACAAUGUCAUGUACAUUUCGGCAGAUGCAGCGCAAUGA